Aspergillus aculeatus ATCC 16872 is the source of this 1416-nucleotide messenger RNA. RefSeq lists its product as uncharacterized. The transcript has 2 exons. Gene Ontology annotation, molecular function: protein dimerization activity. The coding region runs from base 75 to 1226 and encodes 383 amino acids. The record is from RefSeq and is a predicted model, not a curated record. Lineage: Eukaryota; Fungi; Ascomycota; Eurotiomycetes; Eurotiales; Aspergillaceae.
GACAGCCAACCUUGCUCAUCCCCCCCUCCCCGAUCCAAAUCAUGUCACGGUCUCGUCUGCCACCGACACCCGCCAUGUCCGGGGAGCUCACCAUCAAGGAGCAGUCCUCGGUGGAUGCGGCAGACACCUUUGCUCUGCCUCCUGCUGCCAUGAGCCCUGUUCGGAUGGUCGCUGCCAGCCGAAGGUCCUCCAAGUCGGAUCCUGCCCUCUGCUUUCCUGCGUCCCCUGCCUCGCCCACUACCACCAUGGGCAGAAUGGCCCACUCGCCGCGUCAGACGGGAAUCAAGCGACCCCUGGAAGAAUUUAAUCUGCCACCACCACCGACCCGCACCCGCAAGAUCAUCCAGAUGAAGCCCAAGACCCAGAACCAGCCCAAACCCGCCGCGCCGCCCAGCAGCAAGGCCUCCACGAAAGACAACGCCAGCAAGGCCUCUGCCAGCAAUGCAACUUCCUCGAAUCCCAAGAAGAAACAGCCCAGCGCCACAAGCGCAGCCGGUCGGAAGAUUGCGCGCAAGACAGCACACAGCUUGAUCGAGCGCCGGCGGAGAUCGAAGAUGAAUGAAGAGUUUGCGACCCUCAAAGAUAUGAUCCCCGCCUGUCAGGGACAGGAUAUGCAUAAGCUCGCUAUCUUGCAGGCAAGCAUUGAUUACGUCAACUACCUGGAGCAAUGUAUUCUAGAUCUCAAGACCGCGGGUGGCCCUGCAACAAGAGUCUCUCCGUCCAUGGCGCCGGCCCCACCCUCUCCAGCGUCCCCGGAGGCUCUUGCGGAGGAUUCGGGUCUUUCAUCUUCGGCUUCUGUGUCUCCAGAACUUCUCCCGACUGAAUCCUCGGCCUCUAAUACAACUUCACCGAUCUUUUCUGCACAGAUCCCAACGCCUGCUCCCGGAUCACUUCCUGACUUCCGAUGCUCGUUCGCGACAUUCUCUGCCUCAGAACCAGUCCAGCCCGCCGCCCCAGAGACGUCCCGCUCGGCACGUGGCUCGUGGGCUGCGUCAGCCAGUACCUCCCCGGGCCUGCCACCGCAGUACGCCAUGACAUCUCCAGCCGAUGUCGACCAUGAAGCGUCGGCAGCCUUGCUCAUGCUGAACCGUGACUGUCGGGGAUCCGUGGGAUCGGUCCAUGACGCGCAGGCACCUCCUGCAUCUAUCGCGCGGGAAGACCACAUCCAGGGGCAAGAUCCGCAAAAGAAGCUAGGCAUGAGUGUGCAAGACCUGCUCAUAUCUUGAGCUUCUGUAUUUUAACAUUUUGUUCAUGGCGUAAAAAGUAUGGUGCGUGGUUGGGCGUGUUGAUAAGCGUUGCUCAAACGAGCAGAAAGAGACCGGAUUGGCGUUCUUUGGGCGGGAUGAUAUGUUGGGUCUUGUUUGUUCUAUAUAUGCAGGCUGGACCAGUAUAAGUAAUGAUGAUGUCCUGAAUGAU